This is a messenger RNA of Saccostrea cuccullata (small rock oyster), 1102 nucleotides long. RefSeq names its product perlucin-like protein. The record is from RefSeq and is a predicted model, not a curated record. The coding region runs from base 272 to 703 and encodes 143 amino acids. The transcript is spliced from 4 exons. Lineage: Eukaryota; Metazoa; Mollusca; Bivalvia; Ostreida; Ostreidae.
AGUCACCAUUUGACUUAGAAUAUACUUCAUCGUUUAAAAAACUGUUCAUUGGCACAGCUUGCUCUCGCAUAUCGAAUCAACUAAGAGAUAUAAACCUUGUAUGCCGGUUAUUUAGGUAUAUUGCUGCAUAAGGAAGUUGAAAGUUACAGUCAUCACGUUUACCAUAUAGCUUGGUUGUUAGAUUACCAUUAACGUAUAUUUCAAGUAAACUAUCCAAAUAAGAAACAGAUUGUUGGACUCUGUGGUAUCUCUUAUUUCAAGGUCACAGGAUAUGUUGAGUCGAGGGUUUGGCGCAUCAGCGAGAUGUCCCAAUCACUGGAUACGAUAUUCAAACAGCUGCUAUCUGUUCGUCACUCGUUAUCAUUUGGAAUGGAUUGAUGCAAUGACAUUUUGCAAGGCCUACGGAGCAAUAUUGGCAGAGGCAAAAUCGUCAUCAGUAAACAACUUUCUUAAACAUGAAGCUAGACGCCUUACACAUAAUUCAGGAGUUUUUUGGAUUGGAGGUACAGAUAUCUUUAUUGAAAGAGCAUGGAAGUGGAUGGGCAGUAACACUAGGUUUUAUUAUUCUAACUGGUGGCGUGGAGAACCCAAUAAUUAUUCCGGGGGUGAGCACUGCGUGCAAUUACACAGUUCCUAUAAUUAUGCUUGGAAUGAUGCCACAUGUCAAGACAGAAAUAAGUUUAUUUGUCAAAAAAAUACGUAAGAUACAGUUUCAAAAUAUCCAGUUUAGAUAUGGUAAAGAAACAACAUGACUAAUUUAUAUUAUUGCAAAAUUAAAACAUAUGGAACAAAGGUAAAUCAAUCCAUUGAUUAUUUCGUUUUGUUUUUGCACAUUUCUAUAUAUGAAAAUUAUGUAAAUAUAUUUUUCAUGUUUUAAUGAAGAGUUUACAAUUUAUUCUGUAAUUGUUGGUGCUGGGGAGUCGGACAGAUGAACAUGUGGGACCUCCACCCCCAGCCAGCAGACUCUUUCCAUGUGUUCAUAACUAUCUUUAUUUUAUUGAUACUGGUGCCUUAAAGUUAUUCAAUAAAGAAUUAAAGUAUCAAUUUGUCAAACAUGUAGAUACUGCCUGUAUAUUGCCCGCUCUUUGAAUUUAUUUAAUAA